Rubroshorea leprosula is the source of this 911-nucleotide messenger RNA. NCBI's taxonomy places the organism in Eukaryota, Viridiplantae, Streptophyta, Magnoliopsida, Malvales, Dipterocarpaceae. The record is from the annotation of a GenBank genome assembly.
CCUUUUGCCCUGGCCCUCUCCAUGCCUAGUCCAGGCCUCAUCUUUGUCGCUCUUCUUCUUCUCGCCUUAAUUCAUGAGACCUGCAGUGCCAAAGAUAAACAUUACUGUCCACCUUCUUCUUGUGGAAAUAAUUCGAAUAUUAGCUACCCUUUCAGAUUAAACACAGAUCCGCCUAAUUCCUGCGGAAUGACUGCAAAUCCAGUAUAUAAUCUAUCCUGUGAGAACAACCUUACAGUAUUGUACUCUGAUCAAUCAAGAAAAUUCUACGUGAAAGCAAUCAAUUAUGACAAUCAAACAAUUCGAGUUGCUGAUGCUAGUUUUGAAGAAGGGAGCUGCUCCAUACCUCAAUAUUCUUGGGACGCCGAUAACUUCUCAACGUUUUCACAAGAUUAUUCUUCUUCUUAUUAUUAUUAUGCCUAUGAUGUUUUAUUUUGGGAGGAUGUUCUUUUCAUAAGUUGUGGAAAUCUUGUAAGUGAUCCUCUUUAUGUGGAAGCUCCUGCCUGCAUCAAUGACGGCUCUUUCUCCACACCUUAUAGGCCUAAAUCUGAAGGCAAAAGGUAUUAUUAUGUGAAACUUGGAUCGACUGCACUUGAGUUAAAACCCUCAUGCCGUAUUGAGCUAAUGGUACUUACACCAUUCAUACGGGAGAAGAAUUACGAGAACCUCUCCUACCUGGACAUCCACCAUUGGUUAGCAUAUGGAAUUGAGUUGUCGUGGCGGUAUGCUUCAUGUGGAGAGAGGCAUUCUUUUUCCUACAUUAAUGAGGAAAACCAGUGUGUUCCUUAUCAAGACAAUCGAGUCUAUGACUAUUUCAUCAGUACUGUUGGAUCCGUAAUUGGUAAGUACCCCUAAUCGACAUUUUGUUCAAUUAUAUCAUACAUAUGAAGCAAGAAUAAAAUUUGGUUAAAUGA